Messenger RNA from Cynara cardunculus var. scolymus (artichoke), 2113 nucleotides. Its product is annotated as interactor of constitutive active ROPs 3-like. Lineage: Eukaryota; Viridiplantae; Streptophyta; Magnoliopsida; Asterales; Asteraceae. The record is from RefSeq and is a predicted model, not a curated record. Bases 214 to 1959 code for a protein of 581 amino acids. The transcript is spliced from 5 exons.
AGGGUUCCAUCGUUACCCAAUAUUGUGAUCUUAAAAUUUCAAGUCUCGUGUUAUCGGGACAAGCAAUCAAUCAAUGAAAAUAUACAACCUUCUUCAGGCUGUUUGGUAACCGGCUUUGUGGGUCAGAGAGCAUUUAAAUUGGCCAAAACUUGGGCAUAAAAUCCCAGUUUUCUAACUCAUCCAUAGAAAGGGGAAGUGGUAGAUAGUUAAGAUAUGCAGAUGCAGACUCCCAAAACAAGCACAAAGAGCUCCUCUGAAGGUCCUUUGAAGAUCUCUCCACGAUCUGCUUCUUCGGACGCAACCCAAAGGGGCUCAGGUCGAACCGCACGCCAACUCAAGACAACUGGACUAGAACCCAACUCUUCUUCUCCGAACAAAACAAGCAUUAGAACACCAAAGACUACAAGUCCUAUAAUCAGUGCUCGCAGAUCGCCAAAAAGCCCCAUUUCUGAGCUGCAGCAGAAACGGCCAGGCAGAGUUGCAGAACUUGAAACUCAAAUUUCUCAACUUCAAGAUGCUUUGAUAACGGUCAAGAAUCAACUAGUUUCAUCGGAAUCAUGGAAAGAUCAAGCUCAACAAGAUGCCGAAGAAUCAAGAAAGCAGCUUUUAGCUGUGUCUUCAAAGCUGGAAGAGUCUCAAAAGCUCUUGACAAUUUCUUCUUCUGAUAAACCACAUCAGAUCAAUGAACUAGAAGAGAUCCAAGAUCUAUGUGAGGCUGGUGAUGAAGAAUGGAAAACCAAACUUGAGGCAGCCAAGAAACUGCACGCAGCUGAUUUAGAUGCACUAGCUGCUGCCAUGAACGAGAUUGGUCAACUACAAGUCCAACUUGCCGGAAAAGCCGAAUCUGAAGCUGCACAAACCAAUCAAGCAGAAUCAGCAUAUGCAGAAGUACAUAACUUGAAAGAAACCGUGGCUAAAACUCUUUCCCUUGUGGAGACCAUGAAGAACCAGCUUCAAGAUUGCAGAAGUUCAGAGUCUCAAGCGCAGGCCUUAGCUAGAGAGACUUCACUAGAACUAGAAACAGCUAAAAAGAUUAUCGAGUCCCUCAAGUUAGUGGGAAAGGACAAUGAUGCCAUUGGUUUGGAAUCAGAAUCUGAAAACCGAGAUGAAGAGAUUUAUGCUUUGAAAUCUGAAGUGGGAAAGCUGAAAUCUGAUGUUGAAACGGCUGAGACAAGAUUCAACGAAGAACAAUCGCGAAGGAAAAUGGAGAUCACGAGUGCUUAUGAGUUGGUGGAGGAGAUCAAGUUUAACUCGAGGGUAAAAGAGUCCGAAUUGGAGGGUGAACUUAAGAAAUCAAAAGCAGUUAUUGAGGAAUUAAAAGCAAAUCUAAUGGAUAAAGAAACUGAAUUGCAGGGAAUUUGUGAGGAAAAUGAUGAUCUAAACUCAAAGCUGAAGAAUUCCUUUUCGGGCAGGAGAGAGAACGAACUGGAAAACGAGAUCAAGAGUUUGAAAGAAGAUUUCAACUCUUUGGAGUCGAAACUGAUGGUUACUGAGACCGAAUUGCAUAAAAAAUCAGACGAAAACGAGAAGCUGAAACUGGAAAUCAUGAAAACGGAUUGUAAAGAAUUGUUGGCUUCUGAAAACGAAUCGAUCAUCAAGGUUGAUCAUCUCGUGGAGGAGAUAGAAAAAAGCAACAAAAAGGUUGCAAGAGUGGUAGCUGAAUUAGAGGCAGCACAGGCAGCUAAUUGCAAAACUGAGGCGGAGUUGAGGAGGCUGAAGGUGCAGUCGGAUCAGUGGCGGAAGGCGGCAGAGGCGGCUGCCGCCAUGCUUUCGAGUGCGAAUCAGACGAACCAGAAGAUGGUGAUGAGAACAGGAUCAAUGGAGGCUGAAAGAAACAUUGGUUCUCCUUAUGGUGAAGAGAUUGAUGGUGAUGAUGAUGAGUUCUUGAAGAAGAAAAAUGGUAAUGUGCUUAAGAGGAUCGGGGUGUUGUGGAAGAAGCCACAGCAUAAACGAACAUGAGGGGUAUUUUGGUCAUUUACGAUGUGUUGGUUUUAUGUUGUUUGGCAUUGCAUAUAUUAAUGCUUUAUGUAGACAAAACAACUUAUAAUUAAGGCUUAUUACUUGUUACUGUAGCUAGGGUCAUGUACUUGUUUUUGUGUUGUAAUUUAACGUU